This is a messenger RNA of Chelonoidis abingdonii (Abingdon island giant tortoise), 1830 nucleotides long. RefSeq names its product galactoside alpha-(1,2)-fucosyltransferase 2-like. Lineage: Eukaryota; Metazoa; Chordata; Testudines; Testudinidae. Gene Ontology annotation, biological process: carbohydrate metabolic process. The record is from RefSeq and is a predicted model, not a curated record. Gene Ontology annotation, cellular component: membrane. Gene Ontology annotation, molecular function: galactoside 2-alpha-L-fucosyltransferase activity.
GGGCCAGCCCUGCAGCUGUGCUAGCAAGCCUGGUGCUCUGGGCAGGACCUGGGGCCCGAACCCCGGCCGUGAAGCGGCGCGAGCCCAGAGAUCCUGAUGCAUCUUUUGGUCUCUCCUUUGCAGCCAGACACGUCCCAGCCGCACUCGCCCGAGAGAGGGCAAUGGCUGCAGCCGGCGCGCCGGAGGCGGCACAGGAACGCAGCUGUACACAGGAAGUGCGUCAGCCGGGCGUCUCCGCAUGUGCGGCUCAGGGUCUGAAUGUCGGGGGGCCUGGAGGUGCCAGGACCCUGUUGGGAUGCGGGACACCCCCUGUCUGCACUGAGUGGGGCUGCGAAAAGCAUCAAGAAACCCCCCCGGCGAAUGGGGGCUGGGAUCUCCUUCCCUCAUCACCGCUGGGAGCCAUGACUACCCCGGGCUCCUGGGUCUCCUUCCGGCCGUUCCCCAAGCUGACCCUUGGCCUGCUGGCCGUCAUGACCUUCUCCUUCCUCAUCCACCUCAGCACCCGGUUCCCCACUGCGAGGCAGAGGCUCCCCUCCCCGAACACAAUGGAGGGGUCCCCGCCCCAUCCUACGGAGCGGGGUAUGUGGACCGUGAACUCCGCUGGGCGCCUGGGGAACCAGAUGGGGGAAUACGCCACCCUCUACGCCCUGGCCAAGAUGAACAGGCGCCAGGCCUACAUCCUCCCGGAGAUGCACCAGCAGCUGGCGCCAUUCUUCCGCAUCACCCUGCCCGUGCUCUCCAGUGACGUGGUCCAGAAUAUCCCGUGGAAGGACUACGGGCUUCAUGACUGGAUGUCGGAGGAGUACAGGCACAUCGAGGGGAAAUACGUCCGGCUGACGGGCUACCCCUGCUCCUGGACCUUCUACCACCACCUCCGGCAGGAGAUCCUCCAGGAAUUCUCCUUCCACGACCACGUCAAGGAGGAGGCCAACCGGUACCUGGCCGGGCUGCGUGGGCAGCGCCGGAACGUGACCUACGUGGGCGUCCACGUCCGGAGGGGGGACUACGUCCAGGAGAUGCCCAAGUUCUGGAAGGGGGUGGUGGCGGACAAGGCCUACCUGGAGAAGGCCAUGGGCUACUUCCGGGCCAAGUACCAGGAACCGGUCUUCGUGGUGACCAGCAACGGGAUGCAGUGGUGCCGGGAGAACAUCAACGCCUCGCGGGGGGACGUGUAUUUCUCGGGGGAUGGGAAGGAGUCAUCGCCGGGGAGGGACUUUGCUCUCUUGGCCCAUUGCAACCACACGAUCAUGACCAUCGGGACCUUCGGCAUCUGGGCUGGUUACCUGGCUGGGGGGGAGACUGUCUACUUGGCCAACUACACCCUCCCCGACUCUCCCUUUCUCAAGAUCUUCAAGCCUGAAGCCGCCUUCCUGCCCCAGUGGAUUGGGAUCAAUGCCGAUCUCUCCCCCCUGCUCAGUGGGACAUCUGGCUAAAGGAGCUCAGCCGGUGGCCACUGGCUGCCAACGGGAUCCACCCACCAGGACUUGGGUGGUUGGCGGACGAGUGGGCACCUGGGACCCCUGGCCGGUUCUGGCUGCGCUGGGGAGAUCGGGGGAGAUUGGAGCUGGGCUAGUGGGGUUCAGAGCCCCACGCGGAGCAGCCAGUGACCUACACCGGACUCAUAGGAGUCUCGAGUGUUGGGACUGUCUCGGUCUGUUGUAUGGUUAGAGCAGAGGGGAGCGGGGGCUGGGAGCCAGGACUCCUGGGUUCUAGUCCAGCUCCAGAAGGUGAGUGGGGUCUGUGAUGGGUUUUUGUCCCCCCCACAGGUGCCACCUGAUGUACUUGGGUACCACUGAGCCCACCUGUUCCCCCCAGCCUGGGGUCCCUUAC